Molecule: messenger RNA, 3232 nt
Organism: Sphaerulina musiva SO2202
Lineage: Eukaryota; Fungi; Ascomycota; Dothideomycetes; Mycosphaerellales; Mycosphaerellaceae
Product: ribonucleoside-diphosphate reductase large chain
Exons: 3
Coding region: 264-3008 (914 amino acids)
Biological process (GO): DNA replication; deoxyribonucleotide biosynthetic process
Cellular component (GO): ribonucleoside-diphosphate reductase complex
Molecular function (GO): ribonucleoside-diphosphate reductase activity, thioredoxin disulfide as acceptor; ATP binding
Source: RefSeq, a predicted model, not a curated record
AUGUUUGGUGGCAGGCGCGGGCUUACGAUUCGAUUCCGCAUAUAUCUUCUCCGAGCUCGCACACUCUCUCCCUCUUCUUGUCCACUCCACGACAACAACAUCCCCCGACCUUGAUACCAACCCUCGUCGAGCAUUGCAUAUCGUACCGAGCUUGAGAGUCCGAACCACUACGUCAACCACUCCACGCUUCCUUUCCUGCUUGAACCGCCCUUCCUCUACACUCCACCCAGCUCGAGGUGCAUACCUCGCCGCCAUCGACGACCAUGUUCGUCUACAAGCGCGAUGGCCGCAAGGAACGCGUCCAAUUCGACAAGAUCACAGCCCGUGUCUCCAGGCUCUGUUAUGGCCUUGAUCCAGAACAUGUCGACUCGACAGCCAUCACCAUGAAGGUGAUUAACGGCGUUUACCAGGGCGUCACCACAAUUCAGCUCGACGAUUUGGCCGCCGAGACUGCCGCGUACAUGACCACCACCCACCCAGACUACGCCAUCCUCGCCGCUCGUAUUGCCGUCUCGAAUCUCCACAAGCAGACAAAGAAGCAGUUCUCUGCUGUGGUAUCGGAUCUCUACACCUACGUCAAUCCGAAGAACAACAAGCCGUCUCCGAUGAUCUCGGACUACACAUACAAAGUGGUAAUGGAGCACGCAGACGAACUCAACUCUGCUAUUGUCUACGACAGAGAUUUCAACUACCAAUACUUUGGCUUCAAGACGCUAGAGCGCUCAUACCUGCUCCGAAUUAACGGCAAGGUUGCCGAGAGACCACAGCACAUGAUCAUGCGCGUAGCAGUCGGGAUUCACGGAGAUGAUAUCGAGGCCGCCAUCGAGACAUACAACUACAUGUCGAAUAAGUACUUCACACAUGCAUCACCAACACUGUUCAGCGCUGGUACGCCGAACGCCCAGUUGGCCUCAUGCUUCCUCAUCGACAUGAAAGAUGACAGCAUUGAAGGCAUUUACGACACACUGAAAAUUUGCGCCAUGAUCUCGAAGAAUGCUGGUGGGAUCGGUCUCAACUGUCACAAGAUCCGUGCCACCGGAUCCUACAUUGCUGGCACGAACGGCACAUCAAAUGGCCUGAUUCCCAUGCUUCGGGUCUACAACAACACAGCUCGCUACGUCGAUCAAGGUGGCAACAAGCGUCCUGGCGCGUUUGCCAUUUAUCUCGAGCCAUGGCACGCCGAUGUCAUCUCUUUCAUGGAUCUCCGCAAGAACCACGGAAAGGAAGAAGUUCGUGCUCGCGACCUGUUCUUCGCCCUGUGGAUCCCCGAUCUGUUCAUGAAGCGUGUGGAACAGAAUGCCGAAUGGACUUUGAUGUGCCCCAACGAGUGUCCCGGUCUUGCUGAUGUGUAUGGCGACGAAUUCGAGGAGCUUUAUACUCGCUACGAGAAGGAAGGUCGGGGACGCGAGACUGUCCGUGCUCAGAAGGUCUGGUAUGCCAUUCUGGAGGCCCAGACGGAGACUGGCGGACCCUUCAUCCUCUACAAGGAUGCUGCCAAUCGCAAGAGCAACCAGAAGAAUCUCGGAACGAUCAAGAGCUCCAACUUGUGCACAGAGAUCAUUGAGUACACUGCACCUGACGAGGUUGCCGUAUGCAAUCUUGCGUCUCUUGCUCUGCCAACCUACGUCGACCUCGAGAAUGAGAAGUUUGACUUCCAGAAGUUGCAUGAGGUUGUCCAGGUGGUUACCAAGAAUCUGAACAAGAUUAUCGAGGUCAACCACUACCCAGUGCCAGAGGCCAAGAAGAGUAACAUGCGCCAUAGACCCAUCGGUCUUGGUGUUAGCGGUCUUGCCGAUGCCUUCCUUGCUCUUCGCAUGCCAUUCGAGUCGCCCGAGGCUCGCCAGCUGAACAUCCAGAUCUUCGAGACGAUCUACCAUGCUGCUCUUACCGCCUCUUGUGACCUGGCCAAGAAGCUUGGUCCUUAUGAGACCUACGAAGGUUCUCCAGUCUCAAAGGGCGAGCUUCAAUACGAUAUGUGGGGUGUGACUCCGUCAGAUCUUUGGGACUGGGACUCAUUGAAGGCCAAGAUUGCUGAGCAUGGUGUGCGAAACUCGUUGCUCGUCGCUCCUAUGCCUACUGCAUCCACUUCUCAGAUCAUGGGAUUCAACGAGUGCUUCGAGCCAUACACCAGCAACAUCUAUUCACGCCGUGUGCUUGCUGGCGAGUUCCAGGUAGUCAACCCAUGGUUGCUCAAGGAUCUGGUCGAUCGUGGUCUUUGGUCCGAGAACAUGAAGAAUCGCAUCAUCGCUGAUGGUGGAUCUAUUCAGCGUAUCCCCAACAUUGGCGACGAUCUCAAAGCCCUCUACAAGACUGUAUGGGAGAUAAGCCAGCGUAACAUUGUCCAGAUGGCUGCCGAUCGCGGUGCCUUCAUCGAUCAGUCGCAGAGUUUGAACAUCCACUUGAAGGAGCCCACCAUGGGCAAGAUUACAAGCAUGCACUUCACAGGCUGGAAGCUCGGCCUCAAGACUGGCAUGUACUACCUUCGCACACAAGCCGCCUCUGCGCCUAUUCAAUUCACCGUCGACCAAGAGAUGCUCAAGGUCGCCGACACAAACAUCUCUCGCACUGGCGCCGCCAAGAAGCGCAUGGCAUCUGGUGCGUACAAUGCAGUCAGCGCCCCAAAGCCUUCAUCGCCCAAGCCUAUGUACGAGAACAAGGAGCCACAGAAAUCUGCUGCUGCACCUGAAGAUGUGGUCACGCCUGCCGCCACACCACCGCCGGAGGUCGAGCGACCUCAGCCAAAGAAGAGGACAUUCGGUCGCACUUCAUCUGCCGUCGUCAACCCACCUUUCCCAGCAGACCUUGAUGAAGGCGAGAGCCCCGAAACACUACCCACUGAUGGUCUCGAUGCCGUUCCAAAGCAAGAAGAGCUCCCAGAGCCAGCUGUCAAGAAGGGCGGCGACGAGGCCGAGGAGAAGAAGGAUCCCCGCGAGGGGGACAUCUAUGCCGAAGCUGCCUUGGCUUGCAGCAUAGAAAACCCAGAGGCAUGUGUCAUGUGCAGUGGUUAGAUGCAUACGAGGAUGUGUGUGCUUAUGAUCUAAUUUGUCACCAUUAUGGAAGAAAGGCGCACGACGGAAUGACUGAUGGAAACUGGACAUUGGUGUUUUUGGACUCUUUUUCGCUGCCGCUAAUCGUGGGCAUGCUGUGCUGCUGUAUCAGGAUAUACAUACCAUUGGCUUUCCACUAUCACCAUUGCAAAAUUGUGUCAUUCCUCUUCAAUCUAUCGCUGUUA